AUGAGAAAUUUAAGAGGGAUCCAAUAUGAGCAAUGGAGGCCUCCUGCGCAAUAUCAGAAUAGACCUAUAACAGCGGCGGCGUGGGAUCUGGCAAAUGAUGCUGUCGUUUGUACCGUUGGUCCUACUGAAAAUGACGCAGUAAUACAACUUAUUAGAGUCAAGACAACCUCAAAAUCACUUGACGACACUCUCAUCACAUCAUGGGAAGCACCAUCACCGAACCCGGAUUUGGCCUGUGACAAAGUGUUAAGUCUUCAUCAUUUUGGAGAUAGCUUGACGACAUGUCUUGUUCUUGCAGGUGGCGACAUCGUUGUCGUUAGAGAAGAUCCUCAACCUGGUGAAGGUCAGAUUGAAAUUAUGGGCUCAGUCGAUGCUGGUAUCACUGCGGCAAGAUGGUCACCUGACGAAGAAUUGUUGGCAAUCACAACUAAGGAAGAUACCGUCAUUUGGAUGAGUCGCAGCUUCGAUGGCGUUGCAGAUAUUACCAUGACCAAAGAGGAUCUGAAAGCUUCAAAUCAUGUAUCUGUUGGUUGGGGUAAGAAGGAAACCCAAUUCCAAGGCAGAGGAGCCAAAGCUUUACGAGAUCCGACUAUGCCUGAGAAGACUGAUGAAGGUGUUCUGAGUCCAAAUGAUGAUUCGAGUGUCACUAUCAGCUGGAGAGGUGAUGGAGCUUAUCUUGCUAUAUCUACUAUUGAAUCAGCUGCCCGUCGUAUAAUUCGAGUAUAUUCCAGAGAAGGUGAACUCGAUAGUGUCAGCGAGCCCGUAGAUGGUCUCGAAGGCGCUUUGAGCUGGAGACCUUCUGGAAAUUUGAUCGCCGGCAUUCAACGACUGGAAGAAAGAAUCGAUGUAGUAUUUUUUGAGCGUAAUGGAUUACGACAUGGAGAAUUCAGUCUCCGACUCACUCAAGAGCAACGUCAACUUCCUAAUCAGUACAUCAAAUUAGCCUGGAAUUCUGAUUCUACGGUGUUGGCUGUUGUGAUGGCUGAUUGCACUCAGUUAUGGACAAUGGGUAAUUAUCAUUGGUACCUCAAGCAAGAGAUUAGAAACCAUCACGCUCCUUUGGUUGCCACUAAUCCUGUCGCUUGGCACCCAGAAAAGCCGCUGAAAUUCUUGUCUGUUGCUGAGGACACUAUUGAUCUUGCAGAGUAUAUUUUCACGACAUCUCGUGGUACUUUGGCACCACCGCACGAUUUUGGAGUGCUCGCUGUUAUUGAUGGACAAGAUCUCAUGGUCACCCCUUUCCGAGUAGCAAACGUCCCACCUCCUAUGGGUCAUCACGAAGUCACAAUACAAUCCAAUGCCAUCGAUGUUGCCAUCAAUGCUGAUGCUUCAUUACUUGCCGUUCUACAUCAAGAUGGUAUUUCAAUUUUCGAAUUAGAUGCUACCAAACGGGUCGCACCUACUCCGACAUUGUCUGGUCAAUUUACAUUUGAUUCUGCCAUCAAAUCCACCAUUUAUCAACAAAUUACAUUCAGUGCCAAGAAUGAAAUACUCGCCUUGGGUCGAACCGAAACUGGCCCGGUUAUUCAAGGAUACUAUCUCACUGAGAUACCUGGUGAAAUGAAAGAAAAAGCUCUUGAAAACAACCCUACAUCAUCUGUAUCAAUAUUAUCAAGCUUUGUUGAAGAUGGUGCAAUGCAUCCAUACGCCCAAACUAGCUCCGGUGACCUUCAUAGCUUAGCUUUCGGCGAUGCAUCCUUAUCUUUCUGCAAUUUCUCCAAGCAAUUACCUUGGGUCGAUAUCAUACCAUUCGGUGACGGUCCAAAUGCUUAUGGAGAUGGCUGCAUAGCUUUUGGGUUGUCUAGUAACGGUCAUUUGUUUGCAAACACACGCCUACUGGUCCGAAACUGUACAUCAUUCUUAGUUACACCGGCACAUCUUAUAUUUACUACCACCACCCAUCUCCUCAAAUUUGUUCACAUCACAGAAGUUCAUGAUCUUGAGGUUCCAGCAGAUGAUCCGGAAAUUGACGAGAGAUGUCGAAGCAUUGAAAGAGGAGCUCGACUUGUCACUGCAAUGCCAACAUCUCUUAGUCUUAUCCUACAAAUGCCGCGUGGAAAUUUGGAGACUAUUUUCCCUCGUGCGAUGGUUCUUGCAGGUAUUCGAAAACUUAUCGAGGAAAAGAAUUACAGAAAGGCUUUCACUCAUUGCAGAACGCAGCGAGUGGAUAUGAACAUUCUAUAUGAUCAUGCUCCAGAGCAGUUCUUGUCAAAUGUUGCACUUUUUAUCGACCAGGUCAAGAAAAUCACUUACAUCGAUCUGUUCUUAUCGUCAUUGAGAGAAGAAGAUGUUACCCAAACAAUGUACAAAGAGACAAGAGUUGUGACUCAAAAUGGCAAUGUAGUACCUACCACCAAUGGUGCUAUCGAUCCCCAAGAGCCUGUCGAUAUUACAGUCACCAAAACUUCAAAGGUUAACAAGAUUUGCGACGCUGUUCUCGAAGUCCUCAAAACUCGCACUGCAACUAACCUACAAAACAUCAUCACAUCUAAUGUGUGCAAAAAUCCACCUGCAUUGGAUGAUGGCUUAUUGGUUGUUGCACAGUUGAUGAAGGAAGAUGAGGCUAUGGCUGAUAAGGCAGUUGAGCAUAUCUGUUUCUUGGCGGAUGUCAACCGAUUAUAUGAGAAUGCUCUUGGUCUCUAUAACCUUGAUCUUGCUCUUCUAGUCGCUCAACAAUCGCAGAAGGACCCCAGAGAAUAUCUUCCCUUCAUGCAAAAUCUACAACAAAUGACCGAGUUACGUCGUAAAUAUAGCAUUGAUGAUUAUUUAUCUCGCCACACCAAAGCGCUCAACCACCUCCACGAACUCAACGCGUUCGAGGAACUUCAAAAGUAUACUCAAAAGCAUGCUCUCUACAAGGCUGCUUUAGCUAUCUAUCGCUACAAUCCUGAACCUCUCGCUGUCAUUACGGCCCUCUACGCUCAAUAUCUUGAAUCUAAAUCCUCCUACAAGGAAGCCGCACUCGCUUACGAAUCCCUUCACAACUACGCAAAAGCUGCAUCUUGCUAUCUCGCCUCCGGACCUUCUCAAUGGCGCGAAACUCUUUUCUGUGCCCUCACAGGCGGUGCAGAUGGAAACCCAAUGAGCGGCUCUGCACUCGCCGAGCUAGCAAGCACAUUGUAUGAUGCCCUCAUCGAAAGCAAAGAUUACUAUGCCGCAGCAACCAUUCAACUCGAUUACCUCUCCUCUCUCGAAACCGCCUGCAGAACCUUCUGCAAAGGAUAUUUCUUCGCCGACGCCCUUCACCUCAUCGCACUCAAAGCCCGACCCGAUCUCCUCGAAAGCGUAAUCGACCCUGGUCUCGGCGAUGCCCUCGCAUCAAGCACCGAGUUACUAGCAGACUGCAAAGCACAACUCCUCGCCCAAGUCCCCCGCAUCCGCGAACUGAGACAAAAAGCGCUCGCCGACCCACUCGCUUUCUACGAGGGCGAAAGAGGAGGCGAUGGCGAAAUCCCAGAUGAUAUCUCCGUCGCGGCUUCUUCGCGCGUUUCGACAAAUCGCUCGCUUUUUACCCGUUAUACCGGUAAUGGAAGUGUCGGUACUGUGGGAACGGGAGUUAGUCGUGCUACGUCUAAAAAUCGACGAAGGGAAGAACGGAAAAGAGCAAGAGGUAAAAAGGGAAGUGUUUACGAAGAGGAAUAUCUCGUCGCUAGUGUCGGUAGAUUAAUGACGCGUGUGGAGGAUUCGAGAGGUGAAGUCGAGAGAUUGGUCGUAGGCCUCGUCAGAAGAGGAAUGUGGGAGCGAGCGAGAGCGAUUGAGGGGAGUAUGGUAGAAGUGGUCGCUUUGUGUAAGGGGUGUGUGGGAGAAGUUUUUGGUACUGCGGAUGCGGGUGCGGGUGCGAAUGGAAAUGCAAAUGAACAAGCAGUCGCAGAAGGUCAGGAAUAUAGACCAGUAGGUGGUGAUGCGGUGUAUGCGGAGAGUUUGCAGGCGGCGGGGAGGAAGAAGGAGGCACCUCAUCUUUCGGCGUUUGGAAAAUUGACCUUGUUGGGUACGUAG
Messenger RNA from Botrytis porri, 3996 nucleotides. RefSeq lists its product as uncharacterized. Gene Ontology annotation, molecular function: tRNA binding. Gene Ontology annotation, cellular component: cytosol; elongator holoenzyme complex. NCBI's taxonomy places the organism in Eukaryota, Fungi, Ascomycota, Leotiomycetes, Helotiales, Sclerotiniaceae. The record is from RefSeq and is a predicted model, not a curated record. Gene Ontology annotation, biological process: tRNA wobble base 5-methoxycarbonylmethyl-2-thiouridinylation. The transcript is spliced from 3 exons. Bases 1 to 3996 code for a protein of 1331 amino acids.